Molecule: messenger RNA, 327 nt
Organism: Cylicostephanus goldi
Lineage: Eukaryota; Metazoa; Nematoda; Chromadorea; Rhabditida; Strongylidae
Source: the annotation of a GenBank genome assembly
AUGAAUGGCUAUGAUUUCAAAGAAAAGGAGGAAGGAAUUUAUGAAAGCAGCGAUGAAGCAAACAUGACACAACGAUGUGAAAUUUGUAAUAAAGUCAUUGCUGGAAAGCGAAAUUGGUGCGUUUUUCUCAAGUAUCUUUUACAACGUGAUCUGUAUCAAUUAAGGAGCAAACAUAUAGCUGGAAAAAAGCACAAAAAUGUAUUGCGAUUAUUGAAACGACAGCAGAAAGCUGCGAUCGCGAUCGCUUGCGCCGAAGAGUCAUCAACUAAUGGAUUGCUUACCGACUGCCUUGAGGAUACCGGGAUUAAAAGAUCUUGGGAAAAAUAG